Melanotaenia boesemani (Boeseman's rainbowfish) is the source of this 789-nucleotide messenger RNA. RefSeq lists its product as uncharacterized. The coding region runs from base 1 to 789 and encodes 262 amino acids. The record is from RefSeq and is a predicted model, not a curated record. The transcript is spliced from 7 exons. Lineage: Eukaryota; Metazoa; Chordata; Actinopteri; Atheriniformes; Melanotaeniidae.
AUGGAGGGAUUCUCCCAGCAGGACCCAGACCAGAACUCAGACCAGAGUCAGGGUCUUAAACUGGAUCAGGGUCAACAAAGUCUGCUGUCGCUUCCAGCUGAUGAAGAUGAUGGUGACAAAAAACUCACAGAUCAUCAUCCAGAUGUGGUGCCGGUCCAGAUGAAGGAUCAGGAGAUAGACCAGGGUCCAAGAGAUGAGCAGGUCCAGGACUUUGAGGAAGGAGGCCCCAAUCUGGACCAGAACCGAGCAGAGCCUCCGCACACUGUGCUGGACCCCACGGCCGAGACAGCCAAUCAGGACGAAGCCAGGGAGUCAGGUGGUGGCGUCCCAGCGCUGGUUGUGACUGAAGUGGAGGAGUCCAGACAAGCAGCAGCUCCUCAGCGAGCCAGCAGACCUGCAGACCUGGUGAUCCCUGCAGCCACCAGCAUUACCAGUCCCACCUCCAGCAUCCAUGGAGGAGACAUGAUCUGCUGCGACCUGCUGUCUCCAAGGAGCGAUUCCUUCUCCCUGACCAGCGAGCCCACCGUUUCCAGGAGGAGUGAGGAUGAUGAUACGAGGAGCAUCACAGCUUCAUCCGUCAUGUCUCUGUUCCACAGGGUCCAGCUGGAUCCUCUGGAGAAGGAUUGGAUGAGGAGCUGCGCUCUGGGGAAGGUGGCGGCUCAGCGUCUGCUGCUGGCUCAGGAACCCGGUCUCGUCUUGAAGAAGGACUUCAUCACUAACCUCCGCAGGGCCGACAGAUGCCUGCCGCAGCCGCCCUUCCUCCCCUCAGAUCCGUCUCUGAGAGUCUGA